This is a messenger RNA of Tetranychus urticae (two-spotted spider mite), 1725 nucleotides long. Its product is annotated as poly(ADP-ribose) glycohydrolase. The record is from RefSeq and is a predicted model, not a curated record. Gene Ontology annotation, biological process: ATP generation from poly-ADP-D-ribose; nucleotide-sugar metabolic process; carbohydrate metabolic process. Gene Ontology annotation, cellular component: nucleus; cytoplasm. Gene Ontology annotation, molecular function: poly(ADP-ribose) glycohydrolase activity. NCBI's taxonomy places the organism in Eukaryota, Metazoa, Arthropoda, Arachnida, Trombidiformes, Tetranychidae.
UCUUUUGCACUCAGAAGUAACAACUUGAUUUUUGCAUCAAUCCUUAAAUUAAUCACAUGUUUACUAACGUUUCUCCCUAAAAUUGAAAGAGGUGAAUGAAAAUGACUCUUAAUAUCCAUUUUGAUCGUCAAUCGUCUAUUAUAAUCUGUUUUUUUCUUUUUAACUGGUUUAGACUUUAUUUAACUGUGGAAAUGGACAUUGUUAAUAGAGAACCUGAGUGCUCAAAGCCAUUAGGUGAAUUAAAACCAGGACCUGAGAGGACAAUCUUUUACCAGUUACCAUGGACAGAAGAUGUGAUACCGAAACCUAGCUCAUCUCAAUCUUCAACACCAAUGCAAAUGGAAUACAUUUCAAUGCCUUUUAAUGGAAAGGUUUGGGCAGAAGUUAAAAAUUUGGCCUCUAAACAGAUCAGGACAUCUCAACAGUUGAUUGAUUCAAUUAAGUCUACAAAUCCAUCAUUGAAAAGGUUUUCUUUCAAUAUUUUAAAACAAGUUGUUGAUGAGAUGAAUGAAAGUGAACAGAAAAUAUUUUAUGAUGAAACUUUUCCUUUUAUUAUAUCAUCUGCUUUGGCAUUACCAGAUUUAAUUAUUCAACCUAUUCCAAUUUUAAAACAAAAGAUGAACCAUUCAUUGUUUUUUAGUCAACAGCAAUGUGCAUCAUUACUUGCAAAUGCAUUUUUGUGUACAUUCGAUAAACCAACUAAAUCCAAAUUGAACCAUUUUACAUUUACUGAGUUAUUUACAGUGAUGAGACCCGGAGCUACGAAACGUAAGUUGGAAAAGCUAAAAUGUAUUAUAAAUUAUUUUAGACGCCUAUCUAGAAACACACCAAAAGGUACAGUUACCUUUGAAAGGCGUUAUUUGGAGGCAAAGAAAACACCCGACUGGUCAUCAUCCGAGAGCAGCUUGAAAAGGUUAAUUGUUAAUAACAAUGGCUCGAUCGAGAAAGAUGGAAUCGGAAUGCUUCAAGUUGAUUUUGCCCAUAAAUUGAUUGGUGGAAAGGUUUUAACCUAUGGGAUGGUUCAAGAGGAAAUACGUUUUGUGGUUAGUCCAGAGUUGAUCGUCUCAAUGCUAUUCACUGAAACAAUGCUUGAAAAUGAAGCGAUACAUAUAAUUGGAACUGAACAGUUCAACGAUUAUGCAGGAUAUUCUGAUACUUUUUCUAUGGCAGGUGAUCAUUUUGAUUCAAGACCACUAGACGAAUGGGGUCGUCGUUUCACUAAGGUGGUUGCAAUGGAUGCUGUUUAUUUUGCUGUCGACAGAGUAAUAACGCAAUACAGUAAAAAAUAUCUAGACAGAGAAUUGACCAAGGCUUAUGUAGCUUUCAUGGAGAACGAUGAGAUUGAUGAGAAACACAGGAGUGCCAUAGCCACUGGUAAUUGGGGGUGUGGAGUUUAUCGAGGUGAUCCUCAGUUUAAAUCACUAAUACAAUUGAUUGCUGCAUCCAUGUGUCAUAGAGAUUUAGUUUAUUUUACUUUCAAAGAUAAACGAUUAUCCAAUUUUGAGAGUUUCAUCGCUGGUUUGGAAUCCGAAAAGAUCACUUCUGGUCAACUGUAUAAUGACCUUAUCGAGUAUGGCAAUUAUGUUUCAACGCUUGUUUCAAGACAAAAUAGAGAACAAGUAUUUGAUUAUCUUCAACGAAAGUUUAAGUCCAAAUGAGUCUUUGAAUGAUCAAAACUGUAAUCGUAUUUUUCAAUUAAAAAUUGCAUUCCUUCUAAUAAUCUAA